AUGACUGGUCAAAACAAUAUGGCGGAGUUCUAUGGCAGUAGUGCCAACUAUGAAUCUCAGGCAAAAAUGAGUUUCAGAGCGUUUGAAAUAGCACCAGUGAUCGAGCGAAUAGUGACUACUUCUGUAGAUAGACCAAAAACGGUAAGUUGACUUUGUAUAUCUCUUCUUUUCACCCAUAAAAUAGAUUGAAACACGAUGAAUCGAUUGCCAUAGAGCUAUUUAUUUUUAUGAAAUUAAUUAAUUCCAAAGAUAUCUAUUUUUGAGAAUGCUGCAUGAUAAAGCUGAAGAUUUACUAUUCAUGCCUCUUACGAUUUGUUUACCUGUGAUCAACCCUUCUACAUGUAUUUCUGAAUGUUAAAAACUGACCGAUCCUAAGGUACCGCUCGGCGUAGAUCUAAAUGGGCAACGUAAACUGCACAAACUUUAAAUUGAAAAUUGAUAUAAUUUUUCAGUGCGCACUUUUGUGAAAUUGAAGAAUAUCGAGAGAGAUUUGUUGGAGUCAUCCAUUUUCAUCAGUUUUUUUAAGUAUCAGCGUUAAUCUUAUUAACUGACUGAUAACGAUGAUAAUUCCUACUAUCAAGUAUUUGUUGAUGUUGGUCAAUAUCGCGAAAGUUUUAGAAAUGAAUAUUUCUACUGGUUGCCUAUUACAGGAAGUUGUUAAGACUACUCAUCAAAUCUUUGGGAUCUGCAUGGAAUCUUGUGCAACAUUUGUUAGGGAUCCACUUUUUUUUUACCCUAUAUUCAUAACAAAACCAAUAACUUUCUGCUCUAAUGAUGACAUUUUGACCAGGUGGAGUGCCUUGAUUGUGCGGCCCAGAAUUUAUACAUUGGUACAUCAGAUUGGUAUGUAUUUUUUAAUGAAAUGUGCUUUUACCUUAUUUAAACACACACUUGAGUACCUUAACUGCAAGUUUAGUUAUAAUUGAAUGAUAGUUCAGUUAUGUGAGGAAUUUUCAUGUUUUAUUUAAUUCCUAGUAAUCAAGACUAACUGAACAGAGCUUUUGCUAUGUUUAUUUCUCAGUUUUGUCCUGAACUAUGUGAUUGAUGAAGGUGUUUCACCAUUGGGAAAGACAACAUUUCAGUCAAGACUUCAAGCUUGUAAACAUCUUGGAAUGGUUUGUUAAUGCUUAUUUUCAUUUGUGUAUGAAAAUCUGCCUUUGUCCCAAUAUCUAGCUAUGUACCUAAGUUGAAGGUUGUAAUAUCUGGGAGGCAAAGGUUUGAACCCUGCUGCUAUUUGAUUAGUUUCAAGCUUCUUUUUCCUGCAAUUUCCUCACCUGUGAGAUUUAGUCCUUAAUUACAGUAAUAAUAUUGUUAUAUGUUAUUAAUAAAUGAUGUUAUCAAUAAUAGUAGAGCUUGCAAUUGCACUGCAUAUAAAAUGUUUAGAGAUUUUUAGUUAAUAAAUGUUGCUACCUUUUCAGCCAAGAUAUUUUGAUAAUGUAAAUUUAGGAAACCAUGCUAUUGAAAAUGAUCAAGGUGGUGCUUUUUCACUCUAAGAGGUGAAUCUUGUUCCAAUUGACAGAAAAAGCCAAUACAACAAGUUUUGACAGCUCCGGCAAUAAACAGACUUCUAGUUCUGUGUGAUGGUAAGUUGAAGCCUUAUUAAUGGUGUAGAUUACUUGAACAUAUCCCAUUUGGUCCAUUGUCCUUUCUCCAUAACUCUUUACAGCCAAAUAUCAGUUUGCAAGUUCUCCAUUCUGUUCUGUACAUAUUACCUAUGGUACUUCUAAAAGAAUUUACGUAACAAUCAAGAGCUUCUUGACCUUAUGACCAUUGCUUUUAUUCUCGUGACCUUAUUGUUUUAUUUGGGAAUGAUACUGUGAGGAGAAAUAAGUUGUUUAUCACUCUCAGGGGUUAAAAGGCUAAUUUUGAAAAUCAUGACUGACAUGCAUUUUUAUUCCAUACCACUAGGUAGUAUUUUGAUGUUUACUAUGUUUGGCAUGGAGGUGAGGAUUGAUUUUUUUCCAUGAGUAUGGCUAAAGCAGAUGUUGAAGUAUAUAACUGGGUGCUUCAGUUCCCUCUCUAGUGCUCUAUAACUGUCACAGUGAAUGGCAUUCUGAAAUGACUAAAAGUGAUAAUGUGAUAGAUUAGUGUAGUCUGAUCGUCUGGGUGAGUGUAGUCAUGAUAAGGACUGUUGUUGGUAGUGGUGACUGUUGUUCGACAACCUGAGCGAAAGCAAUCAUGAGAGUCAAGGCAACAUUCACAGUCUUGAUUCAAAUGAUGACUUCUGCUCAGGUUGUUGAAACAUUAGUCAACAACAGUCCUAUUCGGGACUACACUCACCCGGACAAUCAGACUACACUACCACAUGUUGCCCUUGGGUUCAAACCAUUUACAGUAAAAGUGAUAAUCAUGAUUAAACUUCCUGCCUGUUUUCCCAGCCUGGCACCUUUUAAGCCUUUCCCCAGCUGACUAACAAAUUUGGGAAACUUGUAAUCCUGACUGGUGUAUCAUGUCCUUUGGAAUGCAGUUUUUCUCAACAUUUUGUACAUUUUGUUGCAGUUUCUGGCCACUGGAUUUAAGGACAGAUUUAAAGGGGUAUGCAUGUUUGUCUUUUACUGGCAUGGAAAAUAGUAUUCAUUCCAUUUUCAGAAAUUCCAGCGAUUGGCUGUUAUUGUUAUUAUUAAUAGUUCAGGUAUUUAAUAUUAUUGUUAUGUUUUCCACAGAUGUGUGCAUGAAUUAAUAAUUAUUGUGACUUUUACAGUACCCAAUGUGGUGUAUCUGUACACUCAGAUGUUGUAGUGCUGUAUACAAUGCUAAUGAUUAUCUAGUGUAAAACAAGGGUUAAAUAAGAACCUUCAUAUGAAAGGUUCUGUGAUUUAAAGCAGUUAGUUCUAACAUGAGAGGGAUUAUGAUAAUAGCAACAGUCAUGUAACAUCCUCAGUGUCUGUAGAGGAAUAAGUUUACAAAAUAUAGAAGUAGGUAGGGUCUUUGGCAAUCUUUUUGUAUCAUCAGUCUCAAAUGAGAACUGAAGCAGUGAAGGAAAUAACAACAACCAUGAAUUCAAAACUUUUUCAUAAUAUCCAACAGUUUUUGGUCCAUGAGUAGGUUUAACUUCUUAAUGCUCACAAUUCAAGAAUAGUUAUGAAAUGCCAGGUAACAGUCAAACAUCAGUAAUGUCUUUUCAAGUCAGAACUUUAAUUAGUUACUUCUUCUACUUCUCAUUGAUGAUGUUAUUAAAUUUUUUUUGCUUUUCAGGUGACAGCUAUUUGUAGAAAUGAUAAUCCAAAUAUGUUUGACCCAUUUGCUGUUGAGGUAAAGUACUUUGUUCUCAUUAUUGCACUGUUCUCUUUAGUUGUAAGGUAUUUGACCAAUUGAAUAAAUGUUGAAAGUUUAAAACAAUGUGCAUCGCAUUAAAGAAUGAUGUUCAACUCACCUAUUUGUUUAGAGGAAAGGACAACAAUAAAAUUUCAUACGACACUGUGUGUGACCAUAGUGCCCAGUGUGUGUACAGUGUGCAUAUACAUGUAGAAAUGUCAAGAGCUACAAGGAAGCAAUCGCCAUUGAUAUAAAUUUCUUUUCUUCCAACUAAAUGAGCCUCAUUUUUCCUGAAAUUCAAACCAGCAAAACCAAAAAUGUGAAAAGAAUUUGGUAGCAGAGUAAGUUUUGAAACUUAAAGGUGUAUGGUAGAGAAGUUAUAUGUUAUUUAAUGCUUUAAAUUAUGUCUAAUUUUCAGGUGUGUAUGUCACUUUCCAAAAAGAAAGCCAUCCAUAUUCUCUCUGUUACUGAAGACAGGAUAACUCUAUUGAAAGAAAUACCACUUCCAGAACCUCCACUGCACAUGGUAAUGAUCAAAUUUUUUUUUCUUGUAAUAGUGAUAUGAGUCAAAUGGUCACUGAUUUUACACAAAAUAAAUUACUUUCUUAGCAUUGAUGAACAUUCAAAGUAGAAGUAGCCAUUGAUCAUCUCCCAUUGAUAAGCUUUUGUGCAGCUGUACCUCUCCCCAAGGUUCCAUCCCUUCUGUUUCUCCUUAAGGGGGAAGGGGAGGGGAGGGUAAGGCUACAUGUUGGCUACACAGUGAUGAGCCUUUCUUUCUAAACUUCUAUGCCACUCUGUUAUUUUGGCAUGUGUGACAAAAAAUAUUUAUGGCUAAGUGUCAGUAAUUUAAGAAAAGAAAUGAAGAAAUUAAAAAAUCUGUAAUUUGCAAUAUGGAAAUCUGCAAUAUGAAGCAAUAAGUACAUGUAGUAUGUUACAUUCUUUCCCUUUUUACCCUUCCCCCCCCUUAAAAUGGGAGGAUUAAGGUUAGAGUGGUUAUCAAUUUAAAAAGAUUCAAGGGGUGUCCCAGAAAUGGAAUUUAAGGGCUUCUUUUUAAUCAUUGAGUUAGUGACUGAGAUUUUACUUUGGUGUAAAGUGUAACUUUAAUGGUCCUGUUCAUGCUUUAGGCAGUUGAUGGAGGAUCCAUUUGUGUGGCAUUGGCUAAUCAACAUCGUUACUGCUUGGUUAAUAUUCUCUCUGGCAAGGUAUAGGACUAAAUUAAUAGUUGUAUCUCUCAGUUUACAAACUACAGAAAUGUACCUCACAGUGUCACUCACUCAGUUACAGGAUUGCCCUGUAAGUAAUUCUUCCCACACCAUUGAUUGGGCAGAAAAAAAGGGAUAAAAAUUAUGUGUACCAGUAACUAUGAACUGUGUAGGAUUGUCAGACAGGAAAGUAUUUGCCUUUAUGUCAUGAUGUAUGGACCGAGUACAGUCAGAGGUCUGUGUGUCAUGGCAGAGGGCCAAAUACCUUCCCUCCUGCUCAACCAGACUCAGUUGAGAAGUAUUUGUUUUAAAGUUUUAAAACAUUUUAAUAUUACAUUUGAACCUAGGUUCAAGAGUUAUUUCAUUAUGAGGCUGAAGUUACUAAAGGACUUGUCAUGGGUGUUGGAAUGGUGAGUGCUUGUUUGUGAAUCUGUUUUGGGAGAUUUAUGGGUGAAUAGAGAUAUAGAUAGAUAGAGAGAGAUAGAGAGUGCAAUGACAGAGUUUUGUUCAACCCCAAACCAAAGUAAUCCUUGAGGCCAUUCAGAGGAAAAGAAAAUAUCAUGGGAAGCAGAUGAGAAGUCAAAAUUUAAAUGCAUGAGCAGUGUCAAGGGUGGUCUAACCCAGUGACCAAGGAGCUAUUGGUUUCACUUUUGAAUCAGAAUGGUUGAGAAAGGAGGGCAGGUUUUCUGAUUCCAUCAAUGCAAUGUAAUGUGAAAGCUUAGCAAUUUCAGGUUACUUUGGACACAAAAAACUUAAGGUUGCUCAUGCUGUGUGGGCCACUAUUCUUGUCUGCAAGACUUUCUCUAAACAAUUUGAUUUGCCAGAAACUAUAUCAGUGUUGUCCAUCCAUUAGUAAAGUGAAAUUUUGUUGCCUCAUUGUAGGAGGAGUUUUUACUUAAUGGGCCCACAGAUGUCAUGGGCAUGUUUGUUACUUCAGAAGGGACCUCUCAGAGAGCACCACUCAGCUGGUCAGAGAGAUUGCUGGCUCUGGGAUAUUCGUUUCCUUAUACUGUAGCACUUGGAGCCAACUCCAUUUCUGUUCACAGGUCCAAUGUUUAUAAACAAUUAACUAAUUUUUUGCAUUUUGCAUUUCUUUUUUUGGUGCCAAUCUGCAAUGAGCAGAACUUUGAUAAUGUUCAUUAGAUAAAUUUAAAUCUGAAUUAUGUCGUUUCACUUUCUGCUUUUUAAAGCAUCAUAGGGCAAGACCAAAAAUCACAGAAGCAGUCACUUAUAUUCAAGGUAUGAGUAGUUCUGUUAAAAUCUUCUUGAUGUAAGCUCAUUCAUUUUGAGUGUUAUACAUUCAGUUCUUCUUUUACUCCUGUCAUACACUUUCUUGGUUUCUAAAAUAAUUUAAUUCCCGUUGUUUGAUAAAGCAGUUCUAAAUACCUACACUGAUGGCAAAAUAAGGUAAUAAAGUACUAUGACUUCAAACCACGCUCCUGAUUUGAAUUCUUUAUCUUUUCAAGGGUGGAAGACUCCUUCUGAAUUACGAUAAUCAAGUGUUUGUUUGUUCUUCAAGAGAAGUCUACUGCUUGGUGCAGCUUUCGUUCAGAAAACAGGUUAGUUUCUUCAUCUAUUGUUUACGAGCACGUUUUUCACCACUUGCGCCUUGAAUCAACAGAACUUACAAAAUCCAUAGUCAGCAGCUGAGUGGGGUUAAUUGCUUAACGCUAAGCAAUUACUGGGCUCAUGGCUUGCACAGCAGAUUAGAGAUUGAGAGCUCUGGUCAGGGGUUUCAAUGAAACCCAUGCUGAAUUCCGCAGGAGCGUUGUAGGUGUAGGCCAUUUGGUUGGUUCGCAGACUUAACUUUUGAGUGGCAGAGCUGUGAAAAGUCAGAGUGAAAAUGUAAAGGGGAUUGGCUCAUUGUUUCGGCCACUGCCACCAUCUUUGUCACAGAGUUCUUACAAAACGGCUGGCUACGGAAAUUGCUGAGUGAAAUCACUAUCCAAGCCUUACAAUAACAUGCAAACAAAGGGGUUCAAAUCGCAGAUCACGAAAAGAGAUUUUGCUUUGCGCGACCAUCAAGCACGUUACAGGCAUCUCAAGUUCUUUACCAGCAAGAUGAAAAAGUGGAUUGAAUGUCACUAAUAACUCUUAGGGCCCUUUAAAAUAUUGCUUUUGUGUCCCGGGAGGUCGUAAGAUAAAUUUAGAUAUUGACUUCCCACCCAACCAUUGACUAUAUUCACCAGGUGCAGAUGUUGUUAAACGAGAAAAGAGUAAGUGAGGCUCUUCAGCUCGCUCAUGUCGCCAUGGAAACAGCAACAGGGCCGCAAAGAGAUGAAAAGGUACAUUCCUAUAAAAAGAUAUUAAAUAACAACAUGUGCUAUAGCUAAUUUAUUUAUGACCUGGCUGCCUAAGAAUUUUUUCGUUUGUAGUGGGAGUGGAACAUGUAUCAGAUGGAUUCCAUUUUACAUUAUGGCUGUCCAGGAGUAGAUGAAAAAUCUAAAAUGACGUCAACAUCUGAUAAGAACAAAAACGUGCCACAUGAGUCACAAGCAGAUACAGGGAAAAAUAUAAUUUUUUGUGUCAUUUGAUGAACACUAAAUUUAACUAGCUUAAGUACAAAAUUGGCUCGUAAAACUUGUUUUUCGAAUUUUUUUGCAGUUUAGAUAUUUUUCACUAAGAGGACUUCUUGUACAACUUUGUAAAUUUAAAUUGCGGAAUAAUAAAGGAAGAUGAGAGUGAUCAUCGCAGCUAUGAACGCUAUUAACAAGCCAGCUCAAAGUUGGCUUGUUAGCUCAGUUGGUAGAGCACUGCAUCGGUAUCGUAGAGGUCAUAGGUUGAAUCACCGUACAAACCUGAAUGUUUUUCAGGCGUUAUUUUCACAACUGCCUAAGUAGUGUUCAUAACUGCGAAUCAAGAUCAUUCCCAUCUUGACUUCUCGUCUCGUGUCUUGUUUUUGUCGCUCGUAAACAGCUCCUUCUAAACUUUGUUUAGUUGAGGCCUUCACUUCUUAAACUGGAUUAAGUUGUGCAAAGGAAUGGAAACAAUUUUACUGUGACGUGACCUGUGUACUCUGAUACUUAAUGAUGAAUUACCAGCCUAAAGGCGUGUGUAGCACUCAGUUUAUUGCACAAGAUUUAGUAGCCAUAUGCAAUUUAGCGGUUGGUAAGUUGAAAUAUCAUAUCUGUUGCGACAUUUGUUUCAGAUCCUUCAAAGAACGCAACAGCAAGCUGGAUUUAUAUACAUGGCAGAAGGGUACUUCACAGAAGCAAGAAGCCUCAUGAAAGAGGGAGGACUGGAUCCGAGAGAGGUAUCGCUUUGCGAUUUCAAGUGUUCUUUAAGGGUUUCCAAUUAUCUCUGUGUCGGCCUGGGCUAGUUGUUCAAAGAGCGGGUAAAACUAUCCAGUGGAUAUGUAUUAACCCUUUAACUCCCAGAUCAAACUUGUUAUUCUCCUCACUGUCAACCAUACAAUUCUUAUACUGUUAGUUCAGAGAAUUUAGUAUUGGAUCAACUAAUUAUCCCCAAAUUUAUAUUUUUCUUUAAUCUCAUCACUUAUCUGGUUGAUAUUGUAUUGAUAUUGUAAGGAGAAAUUCUGUCCUGGUCACUCAUGGGAGUUAAACGUAACGUACGUAACAUGGGGGUUAACGUAACGUACUUUUCUAAUGUUGAGAAAAUUUAUCUAGUUUGGCAAAUCUCUUUGAAAAAUCGGUUUAAUUGUUCUUUUAGAACGUGGGUAACAUUUAGCAUGGUUUAUCUGCGUUAAAGAAAAAAAAAAGGGAGACCUUUCAUUGUGAUAAAAUCAGUGUAAACGCUUUGCUCACUACUCAACCUGGUUAAACAGUGUGAGUUCAAUUGUUGACUGAUUUUGGCAAACGUUUCUGAUUAAGAUCGUUGCUCUGUCACGUUUAACUAAAAGGCAAACAGCCAUUGAAGAAACAAAACAAAAAUAAAUCACCACCAGAAUUGAUCAUUAUUCCUUCAAAACAAAAAUCGGUUUAAUUGUUCUUGACUUGUCACGGUUUCUACGGCAGUUCCGUUUGUGAAGCUCAGAGAGCAGCUUUGCGGCGUCUAAGUGACUGAUUUUGCAAGCUUAAGAUCGUUGCUGGAUGUAUUAUAAUUUUAAACCAAAAUUAAACCAGAAUUGAAUUAUUAACAUUGUUGCAAAAUGUCCUGGGAGGGAUGUAACAAUGACCAGCUUGUUGCAAAAUGUCCUGAAAGCAACAAUCUUUUGCGUAUUAUUUCGUUUGCAUGUUGAUAUUUUCAUGUCUCGUCUUUUGUUUUCCUUUUUUAGCUGAUAAUCUUAUUUCCAGACCUCCUCUCUUCUAACUGGAAAUAUCUACCAUCCAGAGAAAUAACAGAGCUGAGUGCUCUUGGUGAGCUCAUUAUCGUAAUUUUCGCUAAGUAAUGCAACUCAGACAUUCUAGAUUGGUGGCCUAACAAUUACCGUGCCGUACGGUUUAUCGAGUGGUCUGGAGUCUAGCUUUACCAAGGGCCACUUUGAUGUGUUUUAGGGCAAGAUUUAGAUGUAUACAAACUUUAUUUUCUGUGAAUGUGAUUGUAAUAACUUAGGGUAACAAGUCAAAGGAAGGAGAAGGUUUGCUUGGGUUUGUUGGAUUUCUCGGUAGUGUUUCAUAUUAAAUCUUUGCUUUUUUUUCGCCUUCUUGUAGUGAAAGGUAGUAAGCAGUUUUUGGCGGAGGCCAAGCUAUUCUUGAUGCAGUUCCUUGUGAGUUGGUCCAUUGUCUGUGCUUUUUAUUGCUUUAGUUUGUGCUGGUUGCACGACCCACAGUUAAAGUGAAAAUGUCGCAUUCCUCUUUUUUUCGCCACUGUGAGCGAAUGAUCUGAACAUGGAAAGUUACACGAGCAAAACCAUAUGGAAAGUGCAAAUGUACACGUGUUCUUUCACAGAUGUCGCAAUCCGAUUGGCUGCGCUACUCUCUAUCAAAUUAACAACUAGAUUCUAUGUUGCUGUGGGUCUGCACAGUGAUAGAUCACAGAUGACUUGAAAAUGAAGUGGGAACUGAAAAGUGGCAAAUAAGGCGCAGCCGAGUGUGUCACUGAUGCUCUCACAACAUUUUAAGUCUUCUGUGAUCUACUACUGUACAGAUCCAUGGUAACAUGAAAUCUGUUUGUUUCAUAUAAUAAAGAAGAAAAAUGCUGUCGAUGGUGACGCCAUCUAUGCGUCCAAUAGAUCGUAAAUAAGAAGCAACCAGAAUACUUGUACAAUUCAGCUUAUUAUAUGAUCCGUGAUAGAUGCUGCAUAAAGUGGUUAGCCUCACAGAGUUCGGUUGUCGACAGAAUCAAAUAAAAACACGUACUUGCUAGGUCGUUAAGCUAUGAACGACUGGCAUGUUUAUGCUAGAACAAUCAAAUAAUUCGCUUUCAAUCCUUACGCGAAAUGUUUGGCCUUCGUCGACUAUCAAAGAAAUCUCGAGGUCGUAAUCAUAUUUUUCUAAAAGUAGCUGCUAAAAUCAGGAUAUCAUAUCUUUCCAGGAAGAAACCAGAGAAUCUGCUGAAGAUUCGGGCUACAAAGAGGUUUGUUUGUUUGUUGUAUGAAUCGGUUGACUCUAAAUAGUCAUCUCACUAAGUUUACUCGAUGUUGCAUACUUAGCUUUUUUGUCCUGAUUUACCGUUGUGAUUACUAACAUUUUGGUUUAACGAAGUGCGCUCUUUCUUAGACAUAGGGGGGCUUCUUUCGUCUUUUGUAGGAGGUCGACACGGCUCUGGUGAAGUUAUACACACAAAUAAAUUCUCCAGACUUACUAAGGUUGGUGUCUAAUAGAAACGCCUGCACUGUGGCAGAUACCAUCAGUUGCCUUCAAAAGCACGAGGUAUGUAUUUUAUCAUAUUUAUUUUAUUCUCAUGGUUAGACCUUGACACAAACCGAAUAAACCGUUUAAAAAGCUACACGCAAUCCGUACAUCUUGAAAACUUUUUUCAGUAAAUUUGUUGCUCACCGUUAAUCCGCGUUAAUCUUCACCAUCUCUACCCACCGUUGUUCUUUCUCUCUUUAAUAUUAUCCCUCAAGUCUUUCUCUGCCUUGCCGUAAUUAAAUUUCGACGUUUCUCCAUUUGACGAUAGUCUUGUUCGGUGUAUAAAACGAAGCGCACACACAGCUUCUCUAAGCUAAGAUAUCGCAAUAUCAGACCGACACUUGUGGCUAUUCAGGAGAUCGGCACAUUUAAUUUUAUCUUCAUACCGUUUAACGCCUAGAGGUAGUUAUCAUUAUAUUAAUGAUAUUAUUACAUUACCCAGCAAUAGCUGAUGAGGAUGGACGAACUUGUCAGUCAGAAGGUGUUAUCUUGUUUAAUACCGAACUCACUCAACUGAAAUACAAGGAAAUGUACGACCAUUGCAGAUAGAGAAUAGAGUAUCUGUUAGAUCCUUGCAAUAAAAGGGUUGAGACAACGUCAUGACUCAAGCUUAAAAUGAAAAGAAAAGGGCUGGGCUGUUUUUUGCCGUGACAAAGAAGACGUAGAAAGUGCGUUUUGUCUUUUUUUGUUUUCAGAGGUACCACGCUUUGGCAUUGUUCUAUGACUAUCACAAACAACCUGUGGAAGCGAUAGCUGUUUGGAAAAGGUAUGUUUUUUUUGCAGCUUUUUAUUGAGUUUCGUAAAGUGUAAAACACAAUUUUAAACAAGAGCCCGCAGCAAUUAUAUGGCAGAUGUCAUGCAUAAAUAAAUGAAGGGGGUAAGGAACUGUGGUGUAGCGUCGGUAUGGGGUGGGGUGGGGGUUGGGGGGGGAUAACAAGAUAAUUCUGGUUUUAUCCACCGAGUUGAUAAUGUAAAUUGGCCUCCGUAAAGAGUAUCUAAGCUGACGUUUCGAGCGUUAGCCCUCCGUCAGAGUGAAUGAAACUUCAGAAACUUACCCCUUCAAUUCAAGUUCAAUCUAGAUUAAGUUUGUGCGCUGAAAGAGGAAAUGAAAUAAGUCGCAGCGACUUAGUUUGGAAAACAGUGCUUAAAACAGUGGCUCGCAGUCUCUUAGUCUUGUCUCGUGUUUCUUGAAGUCUUUGAAAACGAUUCAGAGGACUUCGACUUACGCUGGCAAAACGAAAAUCGCAGGAGGGAGCUUGGCCUCAUUGAAAGCUUUCCUUAAUGUUAUUCUCUUAUUGUUACAUUCCCAGACUUAUACAGGAGGAUAUUAGAGAUAGAAACUUCCCGGGGAUAAACUACGUCGCAAAGUAUCUUUCUAGGUAAAGUUUCAUGUCAUUCAAACUGCACUGAUUUUUUGUAAAAAGUUUUCAUGGAACUUGGAAUCAAGCACUGUACUGUAUACUGAAAAUACUUAGAUCGCGAUGGUUUGAGGUCCUUGAUAGAUGCAAAAGUAAUGGUCACUUGUAUCCUAAGGUCUUAUCUGUUGGUGAUUUUAUCGUCAGUUGACGAAUUUUGAGUGAUGAAUGGAAGAAAAUCAACAUUAACUCUCUGUAUGCACGCAAAAAUAACCAGUAAUUGAAAACAGUCAAGCAUUUCCUGAAAGGUUGAUUUCAGUUUUUCUUACCCCAUUUUUAAGGUUGCAAGAUUCUGAGCUUCUCUGGAACAACGUUCCUUGGCUGCUAGCGAAGAAUCAAGAAAUAGCUGUUAAGGUGCAUUAAGUUUAUGAGCAAAUGAGUGAGCGACACGUUAUCGAUGAUAGAAACAGACAUGAGAACGUAAACGGAACGACCCGAAUAACGAAAAAUUUUUCCAAUGAAUUAGCGAUGGAACCGAGGCAUUAUUGUAUUAGAGGCAGAAGAAAAAGGUUUCGUGGUACACUUCCAUUCAGUUUCGCCUUGAUUCGUUGUCUCCUUGUUACAGCAAACCGUUUUUAGUAAAUCUUCGGGAGCUGAGAGUUGUUUGGUGUGAUUACCCAAAAAAAAAGUGUCACGGAAUCUCCAAGGAAAAGAAGAAAGGGAAUUAACUAUUGUACUACGGAGGGUAAACUUUAAUACAAUAUUCUAAUUUAAUGAUGGUGUGAUAUUUUUUGCGAUCCUCUCUGAACAUCUCUGCAGGUUUUCACAGACAGACCAACAGAUUAUCAACCCAACGACGAAAAAAUGAAACCAGACUUGAUUGUAGAAUACCUACAGAGAUUUCCUGUUGCUUUACAAUACUAUCUUGAGUAUCUUGUGUACGACAGGAAAUUCGAGGUAUGACAAAUGUUCGAGGCGUUCUUUUCACAGCACGAAACAACUGCCAUUGCUUUCAUUUGUGAUGUUUCUUUAAACAAUUAUGACCAAACACACUUACACUCAUUGUGACAGUCAACGAGUAAAUGGAAACGUCCCGCCAGUAGUGUAAAUAGCUAUCGAUACCAUUAACGGAUUUCAGGUAUAAAACGCUUUCGUUGCAAGCAUUUUUGUAGGCGAAGAUGAACAACCGUUUUUUUUUAUUUUGAAUUUUAAGGACGUUGACCACAACUUCUGCUCGUGUGGUCUUCGUUUUGUGUCGGCCUUUGAUAAGCAAGCAACCAUAUAUCCCAAACGUAAUUAAGAAAAUAUUUCUUGCACAUUUUUAAAUGGUCAUCCAUCUAGGAGGGGGGCGUUGGGGCUUAUUAGAAACCGCAAAACCGUAGAAAAAAUCAUCCAAAACCGAAAAACCGAAAAAAAAAUCGAUCAAAACCGAAAACCGCAUCGGAUAUCAAAUCCGAACACCCGUCAGUAUUUUUCGCGAAAACCGAAACCAAAUGCUAAAUAACGGAAAAUCCGCAAACUGCAAUGAACACCAAAACCGAAAACCAAAGUUUUUUGGCACAAAAACCGAAAAAAAUAGCCAAAACCGAAAAUCCCAAUACCCCCCUCAUCUAGAGUUCCUCUUUACCCCCACCUUAUAUAAGUGAAGAAGACCACAAAUAAAAUGUUUCAGUUGGAGGAAGAUUUUAAACCCGUGAGGUGAUUCUGAACUUUUCAAAUCGGAAGCGAUUUAGUCACCCAAAGUUAAUGUGCACGCGAUUAUGAGAAAAAUCUCCACCGUUCUUGAUUGGUCGGAAAAUAGCAACAACAGUUUAUCAGAUAAACUGGUUUUUUUUUCUUCUCUAUCGACUUUUUAUUCCUUCAUCAGAAAGAGAAGUAUCACACCCAUCUAGCCCUUCUUUAUUUGGAAGAAGUGUUGAAAAUGAGAAGAGAUCCAUCUUGUUCUCAGGACAAUCUUGAUAAACAAAGGUAUGUUAUUGUCUAGCAGUGAGGAUUGUGUAUGAUUCUCGCAAGGAGGCAUGAACGAACUAGAUAUUUCCACUUUGGACAUAGGGCAUAUCGAUGAAAAGUUUCCAGAAAAAAAGCGCAGGCACUUAUCUUGGUCAGAUUUCUUGGUUUGUUACUUUUAAAUUUGAUAUGUCGGCCAUGCGGUUUGCGAAGACAGCUCAAGGUAUUCCUGUUUUCCUUUGCAGAGUGAAACUGCGGGCAAUGUUGGAGUGGUCUUCUCUGUAUCGAGUGGCUCUGUUGCUAUCCAAGAUCAACGAUGAUUCUGACUUAGAUGCUGAAGCCGCCAUUCUUUAUGGAAAGGUUGGUGUGCGAUUGUUUAGCCAAUCAUUAAAAAGAUAUGAAGUAGUAUUAACAGAGGGGGUGGAAUGACAAUCAACGGCCUGCGGUCAAGUCCAAUUUUGUUCUUGUGUCGCCUGUGAUUGCAAUUUUUAGCCCCUGGUUUGACAUUGACAAGCUUGUAACAGAAUAAAUUUUAAUACUGAGAGCCUGGUUACUUACACUUCUAGAGCAGCGUUAGUUGGUUUGUCGUGAGUAAAAAGACUGGGAUCGCUAUGGUUUCGCUUUUUAAAAUAUCCUCCUUAUGCUAGAAAACUCCCAACAAAUCAGACGCCAAGCGACAUAGAAAGCUAGAACUAGUCACGACAAAAUCGCGACUUGGUCACUUGAGUUUUCCCGCGCUUCGAGCAGUUUCUUUUUUUUGCUGAGUUUUCACUGAAUCGAUGUAAUAUUUUCUGUUUUCUGAUCGGUUUUUGCGAUUAAUUUGGGUUUAGUUUUACCAUAUUCAUUGAAAUGUACACUGUACCGCGCUUUUUAUUAAAUAAUUUUGUACGUUUUUUCAGAUGGAGCAGUACAAUAAAGCGCUGAAGAUUUUAGUUUACAAACUUGAGGAUUUCUCUGAGGCUGAAAGGUUCUGUGAGCUACAUUCAAAGGUGAAUCUUACUCGACGUCUUGCUUUCGUUUAAGUUGUGGUUUGUGACUGUAAUCUCUUUUGGAGUGGUCUUCUACUGCUGAAUAACUUUCAAUUCGCCGAUAUGAAUCCACGAACAGUAAUUAUUACAAUGAAUUUUGAACGUUCAUGAGAAGAUCCAUCCCGUUUGACGUUUUUCUUUGUGAAAAUAUUGCACCUCAUUGAAAUGAAGAUCACUCCUUGUUGUUGAUUUGUUCCCCAGAUCUGAUCCCCAGCGGUUGCUUUAUUUGUAUACAAUUUAACCCUUUGACCCCUAUCAGUGACUAAAAUCCAAUUUCUCCUAACAAUAUCACCCCUGAAUCAUACAUUAAGGUCACGAGAAUGAAGGGAUGGAUCACCAACUGAAGAAGCUCUUGAUUGUUGAACAAAUUCUCCUUAUCAGCACCUAAGGAAAUGUAGACAGAUCAAUAAGGAGAAUAUGCAUACCAUUGUUAGGGUGUGAAGGGUUAAAUGGGUCUCAACAUCAGCUUUUGAUCUUAAACUGGUCAGCGUUUUGGUCAUGCAUGGUUGUCACCUCUUAUUCUGCAGGGCAAAGACAGAAACUUUCGUAUGAAGCUUUUCCAAACUUUGUUAGAAGUCUACCUUUCUCCUGAUGAGUAAGUGAUAAAACUUACGUUUUGCAAAAGUUUUAUCGUCCAUUGCUUGGUUGAACUUGCUGAGUAGUUCUAAUAAGCUUUGGCAACCUCGCAAGUUUCUCAGGGUACAUGCGUUGUCUCAGUCAGAAAAAUGAAGUUUUAAAUUUGGUGAAAAUUUAGAGUUUUAGCUUGCGGUCUUGAAUAAAAAUCCUUCGCUUGGUAUAAUUGAUUGUCCUGUUAUCGAAGGAUAAAGGAGAAAUAAGAAACUUUAAAUGAGCAAAUCAAGUUUUUGUUCUGUGUCUCACAGGGACCACGAACCAUUAAUAGCACCAGCGGUUGCACUUCUAAACUCACAUAUGUGUGACUUUGACACAGCUGAGGUAAGCAGUUCCUUUUUCUGAAAUACGUUUAGUAGUUUUGCUGAUGCACAUUCGAUAAAAAAAGAAAAACGUCUCCAAAAUAGACCUCCACCCAGCUUGUUACGAUGCAAUGACUCCACAUCAAACAUGGCCGGUCGGAUAAACGAUCGUGAGCUUGAAAUGUCUAAUAAGACGCCUGCAUUGCAGGCUAAGGUCAGUAAACCAGCCCAAACAUGACCACCGACGAGCAUCAUAGCCGGAAUCAAGUUACUAUAAUGAUCAAGGAAAAACUACUAAAAGACAAAAACUGCGUGUCCGAUCUUAUAGGCUUUUGAGUCUUUAUAUCUCACCGUGAAGAAUUGCGUAACAAUCAGGAGAACUUAAAAAAAAAACUCAUAAUAAAGUACUAAAAAAAAAACCAAUUUCGAAAUGACAUUCAAUUUCGAAUGAUCAAACAUCAAGACAGGAGAGACAAUAGUCAGGAAACGCAAUGCAAGGGUGAAGAGUAACAAUUCUUGACCUAAAUCACAAGGGCAACCUUGAUAUAUAAUUAACUGAAACACAUCUCAACAUUUUGUUUAAGUUAUUGCUUUUUUUUUUCCAUUUUUCUAGGCAAUGAAGCUGAUUCCUGACGAAUGGUCGAUCGGUGUAAUUUCUCAGUUCCUGUGUGGUUCAGUUCGAUCAAGUCUCCACAAAAGUCGCACCAGUAAGAUUCUUAGCAGCCUAGCUCGCGGAGAAAACCUCAAGGCAAGUUUUGUACCGUGCAGGAUGUGACAAAAACGUGAAAGCUGGAUUUGCUCAUAGACAUGCAAAGCACAAGAAAAAUUAAAAAGCGAAGUAAAUCGAGAAGUAGAAAAAUGGCCUACUUUUGUGGGGAACAUAUUGUCUCCAUCAAAAUUGUUCCAGGUGGUAUGUCAACAUUACUACAGUCAUCAAGGUCUAUAGAACCAUAGGUGUUGAAAGGCAGUCAUAAAGAAGGAGGAAAAACACUCUUCACUUCGGUCCACGAGUGCACAAGAGAACCAGCAGGAUAAUAUUUAGAUAUUUUGGCCUCACUGUUGGGUAAAAACAUAUGUGAAUAAGACCGAAAUGACAAGUGACCACAAAGUGAGCAUGCUUGUGGAUACAAUAACACGAACGCCACAAACUCUAAUGUUAAUUAUCUUUCAUGUCUUUUCAUUUUGAAAUAUUUUAUCUUUUGAAUUCUGGUUUUUAAUUAGUUUUGCUUUUCUUUCAGAUGCGAAGUUCGCACAUGAUCUCCCAUAAAGCUAAAUUUUCAGUGACGGAGGAAAAGUAACUUUUUUUGUUGUUAAUGCAGCUACGUGUCAGUUUGAUCAUAUUUGAAAUUUAGCCUAAACUUUUUUUCACCCUGCCAUCCUCUACAGUGAUUCUCAUCCAAACCAAAUUCUCUUGCAAAGCUCAGUUUGCACUAAGUAUCGAUUUGACUCUUUCCCUCCCUCCCUCCCACGAUCAAAAUUACACAGUAUCCCCUAGCUGGUAUUCUUCUUUCUUCUCAUCACCUUUAUGCUUGAAAAUGUCUCGUGCUUCAAGCGAAACUCCUUUGUGGUUAGUCCUGGGAAAGAGAGGUUUCAUACAAAUGAGAGGGACUGAGGAGACAGAGAAAGCCCAUGAGGCCUUUCGGUCCACUGUGAUUAUUUUCAGUUUUCUUGACGGAAACGGAUGUCUGUUUUCUGGCACGUUCGAUAGAAACUGAUUGACUGCAUCUUUGAUUUUUUUAUUUAAUUUUAUUUUACUUUAAGACUAUGUCAAGCAUGUCGGCGGCCGUUUAAUGACCCAGCUGUAGCGCGUUACCCGAAUGGCGUGACGACGCAUAUACACUGCGCAAGAAAUAAGACUGUUUGCCCCGUGACGGGGCAUGUGUUCUCAUCCAAAGAACAGCAUCGGGACGAGGUCAAUAAAGACGACAGAGUUUGAGGGUGUUAGAAAUAAAACGAAAUAUCAGAAUUUCAUCUCACUUGGAGUAUUAACAGUGGAAAAAAUGCUGGAGAAGUGGUGGAAAUUGUGCUGAAAUGUGCGGCGUAGCUAACAAUGGGGGAAGUAAUGGAGAAAUGGUCAUUUUGUCAGGCAUCGAGCAUUCCGCGAUGAGAAGCUGUCAUUUUUUACCAUCUGUUGCUUUUUGACUUUGUGUAUAUAUUCAAAUAUUUUAAAGCUUUUAAAGAGGAGUGAAAAUAUAUUUUUAUAUAAUUUCUGUAGGUGAUAUACAGGAAGCCUAGCUCUUGAUGUAAAUUGGUUGAGAAAAAGAAAGGUAGACAGAUGAAAAGAGAAAAAUUAUGAAAUGAUGAUGUUUGAAACCAUGACAUGGAAAAGGAGACCACGUUUCUGAAGCGGCGAAGGCGAAGACGAAGAUAAAUUGAUAAUUAUUUGAGUUACGUGGAUGAAACAGAAAAAAAAAUCUUAUUUCCGCAUGACUUAAAAAGAACAAUUUUGAGAAUAAGCGCUAAAU
Molecule: messenger RNA, 17937 nt
Organism: Pocillopora meandrina
Lineage: Eukaryota; Metazoa; Cnidaria; Anthozoa; Scleractinia; Pocilloporidae
Source: the annotation of a GenBank genome assembly